This is a messenger RNA of Penicillium olsonii, 4071 nucleotides long. Lineage: Eukaryota; Fungi; Ascomycota; Eurotiomycetes; Eurotiales; Aspergillaceae. The record is from the annotation of a GenBank genome assembly.
AUGCAAGGACCCGCAGAUCAGGGAUACCAGCUCGGAGUCGAUGUGGGCGGCACAUUCACAGAUGUCUUCGUGUUUACCCCGCUCGGCAAGACUGUUCGAGCAAAGGUUCCAACCACACUGCCUGAUCAGAGUAUUGGCAUUCAGCGGGGUAUUUCCAAGGCGCGCGAGACGUUGAAAGAGCAAUUUGGCUGGUCGGGAACUUUUCAAUUCAUUCACCAUGGCACAACAACUGCGACAAAUGCUGUUCUUGAGGGGAAGGGCGCGCGGACGGCGCUGAUUGUCACGGCUGGUCAUAAGGACGUUUUGGCAUUGCGUCGCUCACAAAUACCGGGUGGACUAGGUGCUUGGUUGCACUGGACACCCCCUGAGCCGAUUGUGCCUCUUGAGCGAGUGGUUCAAUGCAAAGAACGGAUGUCUGUUCAGGGAGAGACAGUGACGCCAGUUGAUAUUGAGGACCUGCGACGCAGUCUCAAAGAUCUUGCUCGGCAUAAGCCAGAGGCUGUUGCUAUCUCCUUGCUGAACUCGCACAGCAAUGAUUCCCACGAGCGAACAGUCGUAGACGCUGUUCGAGAGGAACUUGGGACAGACAUUGCGAUCAAUUGCUCCGCUGAUGUUCUGCGUGAAGUCGGCGAGUACGAGCGGACAGUGACAACCUGCACAAAUACCCUUGUCAAGCCCGUAGUGGAGAAAUAUCUUCAGAGUCUUUCCGAGGCACUCGCUGCUGAAAGCGAGGCUAUCCGAGUACUCAAGAGCGAUGGUGGACUGACCAGUCUCACCCUGGCUUCUGAACUACCGGUCAAUAUCCUCAUGUCUGGACCCGCCGGCGGUGUCAAAGGGGUAGCAGAUGUGGUCGCACGGAGCACUCCAUACAAGAAUCUGAUUACCUUGGAUAUGGGCGGAACUUCAACUGACUGUGCAUUGAUCUACAACGGUCAACCCCAGCUCCGACGAGAGACUGUUGUCGAGAGCCAUUCUGUUCGCGCGCCUGCGGUGGACAUCAAAACCGUCGGGGCCGGAGGAGGCUCCAUCACGACGUACAUGGAGCUGACCGAAACGCUACGGGUGGGCCCCGAAAGUGCUGGAGCAACGCCCGGCCCUGCGUCCUACGGAAAAGGCGGCAAACAAGCGACCGUUACAGACGCGAACUUGGUCCUUGGGUAUUUGCCCAAGACACUGCUAGGUGGCGAGUUUGCACUGGAUGUCCAGGCUGCCAUGGCUGCUGUUGAGGAUAUUGCAAAGCAAAUGAAUCUUCCCGUCAUUCAGACAGCAGAGGACAUCAUAAAUAUCAUCAAUGAGACCAUGUACGGCGCCUUGCGGUUAGUUUCCGUGGAGCAGGGCUAUGAUCCUCGCGAGUUCGCGCUGGUCGCUUUUGGCGGUGCCGGCCCGCUCCAUGCGAAUGCUGUCGGCGAGCUUCUAGGUGCUUGGCCUGUGAUAAUCCCACCCUCGCCUGGAAUUCUAUGUGCACAGGGUGAUGUGACCACGAAGCUGAGACAUGAACAAUCGACCACCUUCAUUCGCAUUGUCUCAUCGACGACGGUCGCCGAGGCUAGUGAGCUAUAUCAAGCCCUCGAUCGGGAUUGUCGUGAGACUCUGUCGAGGACUGCUGGUGAUCAAUGGCCGGUAACAUGGCAAACCGCAUACCAAGCAGACCUUCGAUACAAGGGUCAAGCUUUGACAAUCACAAUUGAUCUCACAGAGAGUGAGUUGGCCUUGAGCGAUGAAGAGUGGCAUCGUGUGCUGCGGCAAAAAUUCGAUCAGCAGCAUCAGCAGAUGUUCACUUAUUGCUUGCCAGACUUUGAUCUUGAGUUAAUGAGAUUGGGGGUUGUCCUGGAGGAUGCGUCGCCUGGAAUCGAUAUCCCUCAAAUCGAGAAAGGGACUAACAUCCCUACCGAUGCCAAGAUCGGCGAGCAGAUAAUCAUCGUCAAAGGCGAAGAGAACCUUGCGACCUUGUGGGAUCGUCAGAAAAUCAGCAAGCAGGGAACUCGAGUAGAUGGACCGUGCAUCAUCUCUGAGAUGGAUAGCAACACCCUGAUCCUGCCUGGCUACUAUGGCGAGAUUGACAACAUCGGUAACAUUCUCAUCAACCCUCUGGAGCGCAAGCCCGCUGUUGCUACCUUGCACACUGCCGAGUCAGCGAAGGAACUUGUGAAGUCCACCCCGUUGUUACCAACACUCAUAUCCUCAACACUUGCUUCGAUUCGUGGUGAGAUGGACAAGAUGAUGCUGCGAUGCAGCAUGUCUCCAGCAAUCAGAGAGCAACAGGAUGAGUUCAACGUCAUAACCGACCGUGAUGGCAAAAUGCUUGUCGGCCAAUUCGGAAGCUUCAUCACACAGUUCCUCGAUGUAUGGGAUGGAUCAAUCGAGGAGGGCGAUAUUUUUAUCACCAACGAUACCUACCAGGUGCAGGGGGCGAUCAGUCACCUCAACGACAUCAUCGCUUUCUUGCCGAUCUUCCACGAUGGUCGAAUCAUUGGAUUCGCGUCGCAGUUUGGGCACCUCACUGAUGUGGGUGGUAUUGUCCCCGGAAGCAUGUCAAUCAAUGCAACUUCAGUCUUCGACGACGGUGUUCAGAUCCCAUGCAUCAAACUUUAUACCAAGGGUGUUAUGAACAAAGAUUUGGUUGAUCUACUUUGCCGCAAUUCCCGCCAACCAGCCUGGUAUCGUUCCGAUUUGACCGCGAUCGUUGCGUCCUGCUCAAUGGCCGCAACUAGAGUUCGUGAAUUGGCGACUCGGUUCGGCGUAGAAGUAUAUCUUGCUGCAUGCUCUGAGCUAUUAGAUCGGAACCGAAAUGGCUUUGCCAAGAUCAUUGAGCGGCAAUUCGAUGACCUCGAAAGCAAGUUCACCGACUUCGUUGACGAUGACGGUCACGGAGUCGGACCUUGGGCCCUGACAUGCUCCAUGAACAAGGUGGACGGGAACCGCCUGAAGUUCGACUGGAGCGGUACUUCACCCCAGAGCGAACGAAGUAUCAACUUCUAUCUCUCAGAGACAAUGUUCCGGAUGUUCAUCGGCUACUAUCUCAUUGCAGCAGCAGCCCCAGGAACAGUCAUCAACGAUGGCUUCCACGAUCUGAUCGACGUGCAUAUCCCGAAAGGAACCGUUCUCAAGCCCGUUCGCCCUGCACCCAUCUCAUGCCGCACUCACUUCCUCGGUCGGACUUUGGACAUUGUCCAAGCCUUGAUCGGUCAGAAGCAAGACUCUUACCAAGCAGCAGCAGGAUUCAGCGACUCGCCGCACUUCUUUUACUCUGGAUUCAAGCCGGACGGCGAGUGGUACCAGCUUUACCAAAUCGGCUUUGGUGGUGUACCUGCCCGCCAGGCCGGUGAUGGCCCCGACUGUCACUGUCUUUUCCCUGCUAUUAAGUCCAUUCCCACGGAGAUCAUCGAGCUCAACUACCCGCUGCGCAUUGAAGCGAAUGAGAGUGUUGCCGAUAGUGGCGGUGCCGGGUUCUAUCGCGGUGGCAACGCACAGCGCACGCGAUACCGAUUCCUCUCACGUGGAGAGUUCAGUCUGCAUGAUGAUCGGUGGUUCACGAAGCCAUGGGGGUUGAAGGGCGGAAAGCCGGGACAGCGGUCGCGUAAGACUUUAUUCCGAUACUCCAAGUCCGAGACUAGCCCACCCAUUGAAAUUUUGCCUUCGAAAUGUGAUCAUGUCCGUGUCGAUCCUGGAGAUCUACUCGAAUGGGUGACGUGGGGUGGAGGUGGUCUUGGUGAUCCUUUGACGCGUCCUGCCGAGAAGGUUGCGUUGGAGGUGCAGCGGAAGCUUGUCACGGUGGAGGGCGCUCGUGCCGCAUAUGGGACCGUAGUCAAUGAUGACUUCUCGGUGGAUGAGGUUGCGACCGAGAGGCUGCGCUCGGAAAUGCGUCUACAAAGCAUGAAGAUCGACCAGCCUUCGGUGUAUGAUCGUGGAGGUAGUAUUGAAGAGCUGCGAGGAACUUGUUUGGAGGAGACUGGCCUUCCUGCCCCGUUGCCGCAGUGGGAAACCGAUCUCUAUGGGCCUCAUGCUGGAUUAUCAUACGUUCAAGAUUGGUUCACUAACAUGCGAUCGCGCAAAGGAUGGGAGCUGGACUAA